Messenger RNA from Haplochromis burtoni (Burton's mouthbrooder), 1914 nucleotides. It is a transcript of the gene trnt1, whose product is annotated as tRNA nucleotidyl transferase, CCA-adding, 1. Gene Ontology annotation, biological process: RNA processing. The coding region runs from base 111 to 1394 and encodes 427 amino acids. The record is from RefSeq and is a predicted model, not a curated record. Gene Ontology annotation, molecular function: nucleotidyltransferase activity; RNA binding. The transcript is spliced from 8 exons. NCBI's taxonomy places the organism in Eukaryota, Metazoa, Chordata, Actinopteri, Cichliformes, Cichlidae.
AAGUGCCCGGUAUGGAAACUCUUCCGGCCAGCUUUCACGAGAGAUAACAGGACGGUGUUAUGGGAAAUAGUGGCGACUUAUGCGCAUAUAAUCUCCUUGUUAAGUUGUAGAUGUGGAGCAGGUUACUGAGUCCUCGUGUGAGUGGUAGAGCAAGUUUGUGUUGGAGAAGCCUGUUUACCAUGCAGCUAAAGACCAGCGAGUUCCAGUCCCUGUUCACUGAUGGACUGAAUGGAUUGGCAGAGGUGUUUGAGAAACACCAGCAUGAGCUGAGGAUAGCUGGAGGUGCUGUGCGGGAUCUGCUGUCUGGGAAGCGGCCUGAAGAUGUGGAUUUUGCUACCACAGCCACUCCAGAGGAGAUGAAGCACAUGUUUCAAACGGCUGGGAUCAGGAUGAUCAACAAUAAAGGAGAGAAGCACGGGACUAUCACUGCACGACUGCACAAUGAGAGCUUUGAGGUGACCACACUGCGAGUGGAUGUUCAGACUGAUGGACGUCAUGCAGAGGUGGAAUUCACAACUGACUGGCAGAAAGAUGCUGAGCGGAGAGACCUCACCAUUAACUCCAUGUUUCUGGGUCUGGACGGCACAUUGUAUGAUUAUUAUCGUGGAUAUGAGGACCUGCAGAACCGUAAAGUGCGGUUUGUUGGCAGCGCUGAACAAAGGAUCAAAGAGGACUACCUGAGAAUACUACGAUAUUUUAGGUUUUACGGCCGAGUUGCUUCGGAGCCCGGUGACCACGAGUCUGAGACACUGACUGCCAUCAGGGAAAAUGGUCACGGGCUGGGCGCUAUAUCGGGAGAGCGAAUCUGGGUGGAGCUAAAAAAGUUGGCGGUCGGGAACCAUGCUGCUCACCUGCUGGAGCUGAUCUACAGCCUGGAACUGGCUCAGUACCUUGGGUUACCUCCAGAUGGCGAUAUUGACGAGAUGAAGCGAGUGUGGCAGAACGCCAAAGACCGCUCUCCCAAACCCAUGACCAUCCUGGCUGCUCUGUUCCGCUCCCCAGAGCAGGUGGAAAAGAUGGACAUCCGAUUGAAGGUGUCCAGAGAGGAGAAGAACCUGGCACUGUUUCUGGUCAAAUACAGACGGGAGCUCUGCAAGAGAGAAGAUGAGCCAGACAGCCUCAAACCUUUCACUGACUUUAUUAUUGACAGUCGGGAGCUGGAUUCCCAGAGUAAAGUGUGCGAGCUGCUCAAGUACAAAGGUGAGGAGAAGCUCCUGUCAGAGCUGAGCAGAUGGUCCAUCCCUCGCUUCCCCAUCAGCGGGCACGAUCUGAGGAAGCUGGGCAUCACCUCGGGCAAAGAGAUAGGCGCCACCUUACAGAAGCUCCGUGACAUUUGGAAGAAGAGUCAUUACCAGAUGGACAAAGAUGAACUGCUGAGUUAUGUAAAGCUAUAAACAAGCAGAGGAGCAGAAAUGUUUUUGUUGUGUUUAGAUGGUAAUCACAUGGACGCUUGAUGCUGCGACUGCACUGCUCCUGGGUAUUGUUUGAGACAUGAAAUCGGGCGGAAAAAUGCUCUUUAGCCUGAGCCUGCAGCCUUGGGCCACUAUUGUUGAUGCUCAGCCAGUUGAAUUCUCAUCUUUUGCAGUAAACUCGCUCUGACCUGUAAAGGACGACAACACAUGGAAUAAAUUCAGUUUAUUCAGAGUAGAUGUUUAUUUUCAUUGUUCAUAUGAUGAUAGGAAGCAGAGGAAUGUUUGUGUCUGUGGCUUUUUUAUGUUGACUGUAUUUCUGUUUUCUGUACAGAUCAUUUUACACUUCUACUAAAAGGUUCUGUUUUCAUGGCUGCCCUUUUCUGCAUGCUCUGUACAAUAAAAGGUGGCCCCUGUGUGUGAAUCCUAAUGUUUCUGGCACUGUGAGAAAUAAAAAUUUUUGUGCUGGAGUGAGAUUGCUCCUCCCUCCCACAGAGAUGAGACA